Messenger RNA from Triticum aestivum (bread wheat), 1410 nucleotides. RefSeq lists its product as uncharacterized. The record is from RefSeq and is a predicted model, not a curated record. NCBI's taxonomy places the organism in Eukaryota, Viridiplantae, Streptophyta, Magnoliopsida, Poales, Poaceae. The coding region runs from base 185 to 772 and encodes 195 amino acids. The transcript has 2 exons.
GUUGACAGGAAGGAACAAGGAAGUGUGCUCCGUUCCCCUCGCCUCCUCGGCCACUUCCCCGCCGGCUUGCUCCGUUCUCCGUCGCUCUGGUUUAGUUGAUCUGCUUUUCUGCGAGGAUUAGGGCAUUGGAUUGGAUUCUGCAGUUAAAAUUCCGUCCUUGAGAUCCGGAAUCGAGCGAGCAGCAAUGGCGGCCGCCCCCGCUGAAGUUCUUCCGCCGGCCAAGAGGUGGAAAAAGGACCCCAAUUGCCUGGAAACCUCACCGGUCCAUCCGGCCAAUGCGGUGACCGCAGACUGGCCCUCGCUCCCAGACGAUAUCAUCCGCCGCAUCGCCGACUCCUUCCUCGCCGCCAACGACCUAGAUUGGUACAUGGAUCUGCGCGCCGUCUGCCACAACUGGCGCUCCGCCACCGACGACCCCAGGAACAACACCUCUGACCCCCGGUUCCUCCCAUGCCGCUGGAUCAUCCUCGACGAGGUCUUCGAGAGCGACACGCGCCGCCUCUUGGUCAACACCGCCAUCGGCCGGUUCCUCCAUAAGGAGCUCCCGGCGCUCCGCGGCUACCACGUUGUCGCCACCACUCUAUGCGGCCUCUUCGUCAUGGCCGACAGGAGCGCUCCUCACGCCGCUCGUGUCUUCAACCCUCUCACCGGCGAUAUCAUCCGUUUCACGGCGCCAUGCCGCCCGAGGUGCAGGUCACCGCCGCCGUCUGCUUUGACUUCUCUUGGCCCUUGCUCGCCUUGUUCUGCGACUCAUGUUGCAAGAUGUACAUAGUCAGUCCACACAGUUCUCACUCCCAAGACUAUGUCUUUGAUCCUAGAGUUUACAGUUUCUUCCGGAGCGCGGUCGGAGGUGGUUUGGUCGGCCGUUGGUGGGAAUUAGCCAGAACAACUGACUUGGCUCUCAAGAUCUGCAAAGUGGGGCUGUCACUUGGCAUCAAUCUGUCGAAGUUUUUUUCUGGUGAUCCUACUGAGAUCGGACUUGCAAACGAUGCCCGGUGUUUCGCAAUGGAAUUUAUUGGACAGAUGCUGAUCAUCGUCAAGGGACAACAAUUCUUCCAGAUUUUAAGAGUCAAAACCGAGAGCGGCGAGCUUUUGCAUGUGGAGAGCAUCUGCAACCAUGCCAUCUUCAUUGGUCAUCAUAGGAGCCUUGCUGUGGAUGCUCACAUGUUUCCAUCAAUAGAGGCAAACUGUAUCUACUACACUGAACACCAGGUUUCGUCUGCCCACAUCUGGAAGUACAACAUCAAGGACCGAAAAGCAGAAAGGAUCUCAGAAGCCGUCGAUUUUGUGAAGCCGGACAAGCAGUUUGUCCUGCUCGGCGACCGUCCUUCCACGCUCAUCCAGCUUCUGUCGAGCUACACCAUCAGCACCCGGGAUUCUGAACUGGCUGGUGCAGUUAAACUUGAUGAU